This is a messenger RNA of Asterias rubens (European starfish), 2729 nucleotides long. Its product is annotated as probable ATP-dependent RNA helicase DDX47. The record is from RefSeq and is a predicted model, not a curated record. The transcript has 13 exons. The coding region runs from base 70 to 1464 and encodes 464 amino acids. Gene Ontology annotation, molecular function: nucleic acid binding; ATP binding; RNA helicase activity. Lineage: Eukaryota; Metazoa; Echinodermata; Asteroidea; Forcipulatida; Asteriidae.
UACCAAUUCGCAUGCUGCUGGUUUCCUGACCAAACAUUGUACACAACACCGCACAACACAGUGUGUAGCAUGUUGCGCAAUACCAGUGAACUAUCCAAAAUGGCAGCUUCCACGAGUGAACAGAAAACCACAACGGUGACAGAAGAUACAACAGAAAAAAGCGAGGAAGAAACAACAACAUUUGCGUCUUUGGGUGUCGUUGAUGUAUUGUGCGAGGCAUGUGAGCGUCUGAAAUGGAAAACUCCGACCAAGAUCCAGCGAGAAGCUCUCCCGCUCAGCUUUCAAGGACGGGAUAUCAUUGGCUUAGCCGAGACAGGUUCAGGCAAGACUGGAGCGUUUGCGAUUCCUAUUUUACAGGCAUUGCUGGACCGACCACAGAGACUCUUUGCUCUGGUAUUAACACCAACAAGAGAGCUGGCCUACCAGAUAUCUGAGCAGUUUGAAGCGCUAGGGUCAAGUAUAGGGGUCAAUUGUGCUGUUGUUAUUGGUGGGAUUGAUAUGAUGACGCAAGCACUACAAUUAGCCAAGAAACCUCACAUCGUAGUCGCCACACCUGGACGACUUGUGGACCACUUGGAAAACACUAAAGGUUUCAGUCUCCGUGCUUUGAAAUACCUGGUGAUGGACGAGGCAGAUCGAAUACUGAACAUGGAUUUUGAAGCAGAGCUGGAUAAAAUCUUGAAAGUCAUCCCCAAAGAGAGACAUACGUACCUUUACUCGGCCACUAUGACUAAAAAGGUUGCUAAAUUACAAAGAGCAUCGCUGAAGGAACCCGUCAAAGUAGAGGUAUCCAGCAAAUACGACACGGUAGAAAAACUGCAACAGUUCUACGUCUUCAUUCCGGCAAAAUACAAAGACUGUUAUCUUGUGUACAUCCUAAAUGAGUUAGCUGGUAACAACUUCAUGGUAUUCUGUAGUACGUGUAAUAAUACGCAGCGAGUGGCGGUGAUGUUGCGCAACCUCGGUAUGACGGCUAUCCCUCUACACGGACAGAUGUCGCAGUCCAAGAGAUUGGGAACGCUGAACAAGUUUAAAGGAAAGAGUAGAUCUAUUUUGAUUGCAACGGAUGUAGCAAGCAGAGGUCUAGACAUUCCCCACGUUGAUGUUGUCAUCAAUUUUGACAUCCCUACACAUUCUAAGGACUACAUCCACAGGGUCGGUAGAACAGCCAGAGCAGGCAGAGCUGGACGAUCUAUCACAUUUGUAACUCAGUACGAUGUGGAGUUGUAUCAACGCAUUGAGCAGCUCAUCGAUAAGAAGCUCCCAUUGUUUCCAACGGAGGAACAAGAAGUCAUGUUACUAAUGGAGAGAGUCAUGGAAGCUCAGCGCAUCGCCAAAAUGGAAAUGAAAGAUAAUGACGACAAGAAGAAAGGGCGUGGUCGGGGCGGCGACGACGACACGGAGGAUGCGAUUGGAAUACGCAAGAAGCUCAAGGUGUCUCACAGGGGCAAGGGUAGAAGAUAAAAUCUUGAAGGGAACUCAGCCAAGCUGGCAACAGCCAAUCUCUAGGCUCAAACAAACACUGGUUUAACAUCUAGACUAUGAUUCAGUAACGUCUAUGGUUGUGAUUCAGUAACUAGACAACAUUAUUUAUUCUAGUCAUUGUGAAGUCAGCAAUAAGCUUGGGGAUUCAAAACCACAACCUUGUGAUUGCCUGCAAUUUAACCACUUGACCACGGUCACUGAAAAAAUACAACGCAACAGGAAUGUAAUGUGUUUUGCUUAUCAUUUAAAUGUAAUUUUGAUAUUUGUACACUUCUGAAUUGAUCAUAGUUUAAUAUCGAUAAAAAAAUAGGCCCCAACCUCAAGGUUUUGAAAUACUAGAAACACUUCUGUUUUUGAUAGCGUGCUUCAAAAUGACAAUGCUUUUGACGUCAUGUGUGAGUGUUUGCUUUGUUAUAACAUAUACCUCCAUGCUGCAACAAACCGGCUAUACAAAACAGAUCUCUUACACUUAAUGUAAUAUGAGUGAUGGCAUAACAGGGCUUUUCGAAGCCCUUUCUGAAAAGCAACGGAGACUGAUAUUCAGAAUGAUCAGAUUUGUGUACAAUUAAAAUCUGUUUAAUCUCAUGUGAACUCAAAUUCCUUAUUGAUUAAAACAUUUGAAAUGCAUUUCAGCAAAGAUUCAUUCAAGAAGAAGUCUUAAAAAUACCAUGGUAAGUAUUUGGGCUCUUUUCAAAAACGAAACUGGGGAGGAUUUUUCCAAAGUGGUCUAGAAGCUGUACAUAGUGUAUACAGAAUGUAUUAAAGGUAGAAUUUUAGCAAUGAACCGAGAGUAUUUGGUGAAAAGACCUGCAUUAUCAACACUUUGUAUAACUCAACAUAAAUAAAUCAAAAACUUGUGAAAGUUUUAGCUCAAUCAGUCAUCAGAGUGUCGUGUGAGGAGAAAACAGCAAAUAAAAAACAUGUGUGGUUUCACUUUCAAAUAUUGGAUUUCCCGAGAUCAAAAUUUGUUAUUUUCAUAAUUUCUCAAAAACUGUACCUUUUCAGACAAAAAUAUGUUAAGGGAAGUUGUUCAACAAUUACAUUCAUUAUACCGUGUAAGUUAUGUGUACAUGUGUGAACAGUUGAUUCUCAAUCUCACAGGGCUUUUAAAGCUAUUGGACACUUUUGGUAAACAGUAUUGUCCAAAGUCCACACUUUAUGUAUCACAACGUAUAUAUAAAAUAACAAACCUGUGAAAAUAACAAACCUGUGAAAAUUUAGGCUCAAUUGGUCAUCGGAGUCGA